Molecule: messenger RNA, 2725 nt
Organism: Acanthopagrus latus (yellowfin seabream)
Lineage: Eukaryota; Metazoa; Chordata; Actinopteri; Spariformes; Sparidae
Product: skin secretory protein xP2-like
Exons: 4
Coding region: 322-1776 (484 amino acids)
Source: RefSeq, a predicted model, not a curated record
CCUAUAUGAAUAGAGUGACUGUGAGCAGGACACAUUCAGGGAACAUUCAGCAGUAGUGCCUGCACUGCUCAGCUGCACUCUCACAACAGAUCUGGGGCAAGAGGGCAGCAGGCCAUGCAUAAACACACAAAGUGACCAGAGGAGAUAAUGGUGCCCAGCUUCUCUUAGGGAACCGAAGAGCUGUGCUGUAGCUGUCCAUGUUCUCGCUGCCAGACAGGCUCUGUCUUUGCUAACAGAGAGCACUGUGGACUUGCCUUUGCUAUUAUAGUAAGGUCCAAGUUUUUUCUUUUUUCCAGUCAUCUCAACUCUUUUUUCCCAAUCAUGGGGUGCUCUUCAUCUAGUGCACAGACUGUUGACCAAGAGAAAAGACCAGGUACAAAGCCUGAGGAGAGCAAUGGAGAUACACUUGCGGUCAGAAAUGGGUUCAUCGCAGAAGAUGCACAAACCAUCGAAGACCAGAUGCAGUUGCCUGUGCAGACUGCCUUACCAGAAGAUCUUCAGCCGGGAGCCGAUGACGAGGCGGAGGCUGUGUUGAUAGCCUUGGAGGCCCAAGAGGAUCUCGGUUCUGGGGAGGACCUUCUGGCUGUUCCUGAGCCACAGCCAGAACUUGUCGUCCCUGCAGAGCCAGCUCCAGAGUCUGCUGCUCCAGCUGAACCCGCCACUGAACCUGAGGCCGCUGUAGUGGUGGUGGAGGCAAUAUCCCCUGUGGAGGAAGCUGCCCCCGUAGAAACUGUUGUGGCUGAGGCUGCACCCGAGGUCAAAGCCAUUGUUGAGGCUACAGAGGAGGCCCCUCCUGCUGAAUCUGCUGUAGCAUUGCAGGCAGAGGCCCCUGCUGUUGUUGAGGAGGUGAUGGCUGCGCCAGCAGAGGCUUCUCCUGAAGUCGCCCCUACUGUUGAACCUGUUAUAUCUGAGCCAGCAGAGGCCCCAGUGGUUGUGGAGGAGGCCCCAGCUGUAGUGGCUGAAGCCCCUGCUGAAGUGGCUUCUGUAGAGGCUCCAACUGACAAUGCUGCACCAGUUACCACCUCAGCAGCAACAUGUGAAACCUCAGCACCAGCACCAGCACCAAGCGAGGCUGCUGCACCAGCUGAAACAGCUGCACCAGUUGAAGCUGCUGCACCGGUUGAGGCUGCUGAAACAGCUGCACCAGUCGAGGCUGCUGCACCAGUUGAAGCAGCUGCACCAGUCGAGGCUGCCGCACCAGCUGAAACAGCUGCACCAGCUGAAACAGCUGCAACAGCUGAAACAGCUGCACCAGUCGAAGCAGCUGCACCAGUUGAGGCUGCUGCACCAGCUGAAGCUGAAGCACCAGUUGAGGCUGCUGCACCAGCUGAAGCUGAAGCACCAGUUGAAGCUGCUGCACCAGCUGAAGCUGAAGCACCAGCUGAAGCUGCUGCACCAGCUGAAGGUGUAGUGCUAGAGGCGGCUCCAACACCAAGCGAGGCUUCAGUAGCAGCUGCGCCCGGAGAGGCAGUAGAUACUAUAAUAAUCCCAGAGAUUGCUGUAGCAACUAUUCCAGAGAUGCCUCCAUUAUCUCCAGCCACAGUAGAGCCCCCCACUGAGCCAACAGUACCUCCAGGUACAGCAGAACCUGCUGCUGCUGCUGAGCUGGUCCAGGUUGCAGAGGUUCCAGCAGCCACACCUGCUGUUUCAGAAGCCGCCCCAGAAGCUCCGGCAGCAACUGCAGCUGACUCUGCAGCACCAUCAGCACCUGCAGUGGUGUCUGCAACCGAGGCCUCUCAGGAUACAGAGAGCGAGAAAGCCAAAAAGGAGGACUGAGUUGAGAGAAGUGGUUCAACCAAAAUAACCAAAAUCCCAAAGCUACCAUUGGAAGAAAAGUGGAAGAAACACGAGACAAAGUGACAAACACUGCGUUUUCAGUACUGUCUGACCAAACUGUACACCAGAUCAUUAACAUGCAUGGUGCCUUAAUAACAUGCGGUUGAAGAAAAGAUCAGGAAUUUUCCUACAUUUGUAAAUAUAAACCAAGUUUUGUACUGAGACCAUACGUGCCUGGCGCCACAUACUCUACAUACAGGCCUAUGCAAAGGAAUUCUUCAAAAACACUUACUUGGAUGGGUUGGAUGAGACGAGAGGGUGCAAUAUCCUGUGAAAUCUGUGCGAGCGUGAUGGACCAGGGAAGGAUGAUGUUUUAAAAUAGCUGCUUCUGAGGAAUAUAAGCCAAAACACGACUGUGAAUAAACAUUAUGCCAAGCGCUCAAGGUGACGAAAAAAACACAACACUGGGUUGUUGAGCAACACCCUGGCGAGUUUACAAUGCCGGCUUACAUUUCUAUCACUUCUGCGAAAUUGAUUUUAAAAGGAUCACACUUAAAUUCAGCCAUGAAUCCACACUGUCGUUUGGUGUUUACACAUUCUUUAAUUACAGCCUUUCUAAUAAGGUUCAUCUGAUUAAUAGGAAUGACAGUACUAAGUCUUGAGUAACAGAGUGUCCAGUGUAAUACUGAUAAGCACUACUGUAAGUCAAAUCCAUGUUUCCUUCAACAGUUUCCAAUAGAGAAAUCAUGAAUAAAAUGUGUGUUUUUUUUUUUGUGUACGUUAGAAAAAGGCAUGCAGGUGGCAUACAAAAGGUUAGUAAAGACACAAUGAAUCAAUUCCAGGUUGAGGAUGCAGUUCCAUGAAGCCAUUCUGUGCGGCUGUACUUUAGCUGGCAAAUGUUCAUGAAAUUCUCUCCUUCAAAAUAAAGGCAUUUCCAACUUAAAGGCAA